This is a messenger RNA of Malassezia vespertilionis, 681 nucleotides long. RefSeq lists its product as uncharacterized. The record is from RefSeq and is a predicted model, not a curated record. Gene Ontology annotation, cellular component: mitochondrial large ribosomal subunit. Gene Ontology annotation, molecular function: ribonuclease III activity; structural constituent of ribosome. Gene Ontology annotation, biological process: mitochondrial translation; RNA processing. NCBI's taxonomy places the organism in Eukaryota, Fungi, Basidiomycota, Malasseziomycetes, Malasseziales, Malasseziaceae. Bases 1 to 681 code for a protein of 226 amino acids. The transcript is spliced from 3 exons.
AUGCCAGUGAAUAUCAGGUCUCCUGCUGGGCCACUGGGGGGAAAUGUGCAGCCGGAGGAGAUGCUUUCUUUUUUGAAUAGCGCCAACUUUUCGCCGUACCAUUCCUCGUCCAGUGCCGACACCGCAUUGCUGGGGUCCGAUGCAAAACUAGCACAGACUGCACUCACACAUGAGAGCUGGAUGUAUGGGCUGGAAGGGCACAACAGGCGUCUGGCCUUCCUAGGUCGUCGCGCACUGAAGACAUAUCUGACGCUUUUGUUUUACGACAUCCUCGCCCACACCAGCAGUGCCAACCCCAUGUCAGAAGCUGAUGCACAGUACCUGCAGAAUAUCCUUUCCUCCCCGCAGGGAAUUGACCAGCUUUUGAGCACGCAUCGACUGGGCGACCACGUCGGCCGCGCAUUAAAACUCGAGAACGUGAUGCGGUGGCAUCCCAUCAUGCGUAUGGACCCAACGACAAGAAGCCAAGAGUCAGGCCUUUUCAAAGUCCGUGGCUCCUGUGUGGAAGCCGUAGUGGGCGCGAUUUUCCAUUAUCGAGGCGCACAGGUGGCGCAGCAGUUUGUCUAUGCGCGCAUCUUGCCUAAUCUCGAACACCUUAUAAAAGAAGCGCCUGCAUCUGUGCAAGAGCGCAUCACAAAAGCGAGGAAUGACGCGAACGACGCGCUCGCCCAUUCGCCGUAG